UUGAGUCUGGGGCCGAGUCCCGAGCACCGUCGUUUCUGUGCGUGUGUGUGUGUGAUGGGGGCUUGGUCCCAGCUCAUGCUCACAUCCAUUUCUCGCUCUCUAUAAUAAGACAAACGGAUGACGGAUGAGUGCUGGUUAGAAUUAGCUUUACAGCUCGGCGCAGGGAUAAAGGUCAGGCCAAAAGCAGGUCUGUGACCCCUGAAGAAUCCCUCAAGCAUUCGGGACCACACUGCAUGGGUGCAAACGCAGCCACGAUCCGACCAGGAUCACCAGCUCCUGAUAUCGAUUCUCUUAAAAGUCAUUUUUCUUCGUGGACUAUCGUUUAUUUAUGCUUUGAUUCACCCUUGCUUGUGCGUCGCUCUCUUAUUGGCUAAGUUACCUUUUGUUAGCCCUUGUGCCUGUUGAAGCUGAGUCAGUUUCCUGUUUUAUUUUGAAAUGAAUUCCCUCUUUUCCCAUCUCUUGUUUUCUUACGUACUCUGCAUAAAGGUCUGAUAUUAUGUGAGUCGAUUGUGAAAAAAAUACACUGUAUACACUAUACUCUGUUUAAACUAAGUGUGUAGUAUACAUCUAGAGCGCUGCAGCACUCUUUUGUUCCCGUUCUCUCUCUCUCUCUCAAACACACAGUCACAGUCAGACUGACAGCAGAAUCCUUGCUCGUCAAAAAUGCGACGCCCGGUAUACAACGUGACUCAACAUGCUCUUCUGCAUUUUUGUUUACCUUUGGAAUGUCUGCUGACGACAGGUAGACCUGCUUGACUUACGUCUGACGUGGCUACAAAACUUUUCAAAAAUACGGUAUUGUUCAUUUUGACCAAUGCAGUCUAUUGGCAGAGGUGCGUCUUUGAGAACAUUUCCAUGCAGGGUUUUGUUUAAAAAGUUGAACCAUGGUAUGGUUUCAAGAAAAGGAGGUACAGCAGUCACUGCACUGGGACCGAGCUCCACUCCUGCAACACGCUCCUGCAGCACCGCGAAGGCCAGGUAUGGGGAGGCCCACUACCGCGUGGUGGACCUCCGCAGCGACGCAGCCACCAAGCCUGGGCCUGCGAUGUGCCAGGCCAUGGUAGAGGCCGCGGUCAGGGGUGACCUGAUUGAGGAUGACCAGACAGUCAAUGAGCUACAGGAAAUGGCAGCCGAUAUGUUUGGGAUGGAGGCGGCGCUGUUUGUCCCCACUGGAACCAUGGGUAACCUCAUCGCAGUGAUGGUGCACUGCCGGGAGCGGGGCGACGAGAUGAUUGUGGGGGAUCUGUCCCACUUGCACAUCUAUGAGCAAGGAGGAAGUGCACAGCUGGCCGGUGUCCACACGACCACGGUGACCACCCUCCCCGAUGGAACGUUUGACUUGGAGCAGCUGGAAUCGAAGAUCCGCCACAAUCCCCACAAUCCCUGCUUCACCUGCUCACGCCUCAUAUGUCUGGAGAACACGCACAACAUACAGGGAGGACGCGUGCUGCCUCUGACCUUCUUGCAGGAGGUUCGCGCUCUAGCAGAUAGAUACGGUCUGUCGGUCCACAUGGACGGAGCCCGGGUGAUGAACGCUGCGGUGGCCCAGGGCGUGUCUCUGCACACCAUACUGCAGCACACACACAGCGUCAGUGCGUGCCUUAACAAGGGUCUGGGUGCACCUGUGGGCGCCGUGCUGGCUGGACCCCGAGACUUCAUCAGCCGGGCGGUGCGGUGUCGUAAAGCUCUGGGUGGGCUGAUACACCAGGCUGGUAUACUAGCAGCAGCUGGAAAACAUUCUUUACUGGAUAUGGGAGGAAGCAUGGAGGAAGAUCACCGCAAUGCAAGAACCUUUGCCCAAUCUCUGCUCGACUGUGACACUCUGUUCGCCGUUGACACGGCGGCGGUGGAGUCAAACAUUGUGCGCUUUUAUCUAAAGGAGCCCAGUUUGAGUCCCACUGAGUUUGUUGCCCGCAUGGGUCAGGUCGGCGAGGGGGAGGAGGCGGCAUUGGGACAAGGGAUACAAGUUCUCCUGUACCCUUUUUUUGGAAAAUUUGUGAGGGCCGUGUGGCAUUAUGGGAUAUCACUCGAAGACACGCAGCUGGCCACGCAGAAGAUGCAAUUUGUUGCUUCUCAGUACUUGCAGAAAAAAGCAAGGGCCCAGUGACACCUAAUGUUUGCCACGGUCAUGGUGUGUUGUCUCAUCCAUGCGUGAAACACAUUUUCAAAGAGGGGCGCUGCACAGUUUAAAUGAGGGCAUGAUUAUGUAUGUGCAUGUGCGCACGUGCCUUACUUCCUGUUGACAAUCUGACCGCCAUAAUCUAAUGAAAUUUUUAAACAUCUUCAAAAUGAGGAAAACAAUACAAGAUAGCACUACAAAUAUUCAACAUCAAGACAUGAUUCAUAGAAAGAAUACACUACAUUAUUACAUUUUUGUUAUUUUGUAAUCUUCCCCGACCUCUUUUUUUAACUAUCAACCUAAACUAUGAAAUUCCAUAUACAAAGAUAAGAGAGAUUCAAGCUCCAUGAACAUUUUUAACUAACAUUCCUUCUGCCAUUUUUUUAUUCUUAUAUUUUGCAUGUUUUAUUGUUAUUAUGACUUAUCUGUGGUAUCAUAUUCUAACUAACAUUGCUUGGUAUCCUUGCACAGGAUUUGGACUUUUUAUUUUAUUUUUUAAUCCUUUAGUUUCUGCACUUUUUUGUAAACUACUUGGGCUCACACCCCUGCAUGAAACGUGCCAUGAAUAAAGUAUUGUUAUUGUUGUGA
Molecule: messenger RNA, 2707 nt
Organism: Scophthalmus maximus (turbot)
Lineage: Eukaryota; Metazoa; Chordata; Actinopteri; Pleuronectiformes; Scophthalmidae
Product: probable low-specificity L-threonine aldolase 2
Exons: 7
Coding region: 815-2107 (430 amino acids)
Biological process (GO): L-threonine catabolic process; glycine biosynthetic process
Cellular component (GO): cytosol
Molecular function (GO): L-allo-threonine aldolase activity
Source: RefSeq, a predicted model, not a curated record